Molecule: messenger RNA, 4757 nt
Organism: Bubalus bubalis (water buffalo)
Lineage: Eukaryota; Metazoa; Chordata; Mammalia; Artiodactyla; Bovidae
Gene: FANCI
Product: FA complementation group I
Exons: 38
Coding region: 177-4160 (1327 amino acids)
Biological process (GO): DNA repair
Molecular function (GO): DNA polymerase binding
Source: RefSeq, a predicted model, not a curated record
AAGCCGCGGGGGGCGGGACCCGUUGCUCAGGGUAACGGAAGGACGGAAACCGCAGGUUGAGCGGGUUUUUUUGGAAUUCAGUGGCUGCAUUGAAGUGGAAGUGACCGGCUAGAGGAGCUUCGCGCGUCGCAGGGGAGGAGGGACUCAGCUCCCGGGAGUUCCUUGCUUGUGCAACAAUGGACCAGAAAAUUUUAUCUCUAGCAGCAGAAAAAACAGCAGAUGGCCUACAGGAAUUUCUUCAAAUCCUGAAAGAUGAUGAUCUGACUGACCUCCUUCAGAAUCAGGCAGUGAGAGGAAAAACUGCUGGAGCACUGCUGAAAGCCAUCUUCAAAGGUUUACCCUAUUCUGAGGAAGCUGGAGCUCUUAAGAGACUUAAGAUAUACAGUUGUUGUAUCCAGUUGUUGGAAUCAGGGGAUUUACAGAAAGAAGUAGCAUCUGAAAUCACAGGAUUGCUAAUGCUGGAGGUUCACCGUUUUCCGGGACAGUUAUUGGUUGAAUUAGCCAAUGAGUUUGUUAGUGCUAUCAAUGAAGGCAAGCUAACAAAUGGAAAAUCUUUGGAGCUGUUGCCCAUCAUUCUCACUGCCCUUGGUACCAAAAAGGAAAAUCUGACUUAUGGAAAAGGUGAACUAAGUGGGGAAGAAUGUAAGAAGCAGUUGAUUAACACCCUCUGUUCUGUCAGAUGGGAUCAUCAGUAUGUAAUCCAACUCACCUCUAUGUUCAAGGCUGUCCCUCUGACUACAGAAGAGGUGGAAUUUGUGGUGGAAAAAGUGUUGAAGGUGUUCUCCAAAUUGAAUCUUCAAGAAAUACCACCCUUGGUCUAUCAGCUUCUGGUUCUCUCCUCAAAGGGAAGCCGGAAGAGGGUCUUGGUAGGAAUCAUAGCUUUCUUCAACAAGCUAGAUCAGCAACACAAUGAGGAACAAAGUGGUGAUGAGUACUUGGAUCUUGUUACUGUACCAUUGGAUGAACUUCGUCACGUGGAAGGCACCAUUAUUCUACAUAUUGUGUUUGCCAUCAAGUUGGAUUUUGAGCUAGGCAGAGAACUCCUGAGACACUUAAAGGCAACACAGCAAGGAGAUUUCAGCAGUAUUUGUCCUUUCAGCAUCGCCCUCUUGCUCUCUGUAACAAGAAUACAAAGAUUUGAGGAACAGGUGUUUGACUUUUUAAAGUCUUCAGUUAUAAAAAACUUUAAGGAUCUUCAGCUUCUCCAAGGCUCAAAAUAUCUUCAGAGUCUAUUUCCUAACGAAUGUUGUAUUUCAACCAUGAUCUUGGAAGUGGUAAAUAAUAGUGUUCAUAGUUGGGAUCAUGUUACUCAGGGCUUGGUAGAAUUUGGCUUCAUUUUAAUGGAUUCCUAUGGGCCAAAGAAGAUUCUUGAUGGAAAAACUGCUGAAACCAGCUCAGGUCUUUCUAGAAUGCCAAACCAGCAUGCUUGUAAGCUGGGAGCUAAUAUCCUAUUGGAAACUUUCAAGAUCCAUGAGAUGAUCAGACAAGAAAUUCUGGAGCAGGUCCUCAACAGGGUUGUUACCAGAGCAUCCUCCCCCAUCAAUCAUUUCUUAGACCUACUUUCAGAUAUCAUCAAGUAUUCACCAUUAGUUCUUCAAAGUUGUUCAUCUAAAGUUAUAGAAACUUUUGACUAUUUGUCCUUUCUGCCCGUUCAAACUGUACAAGGACUGCUGAAGGCAGUGCAGCCCCUUCUCAAAGUCAGCAUGUCAAUAAGAGACUCCUUGAUACUUGUCCUUCGGAAAGCCAUGUUUGCCAGCCAGCUUGAUGCCCGAAAAUCUGCAGUUGCUGGGUUUUUACUGCUACUGAAGAACUUUAAAGUUUUAGGCAGCUUGUCGUCAUCUCAGUGCAGCCAGUCUAUUGGUGUUAGCCAGGUCCACGUGGAUAUCCAUAGCCCUUACAAUUCUGUUGCCAAUGAGACCUUUUGCCUUGAGAUCAUGGAUAGUUUGAAGAGAUGCUUAGGUCAGCAGGCAGAUGUUCGACUCAUGCUUUAUGAGGGGUUCUAUGAUGUCCUUCGAAGGAAUUCUCAGCUGGUUAACUCAGUCAUGCAAACUCUGCUCUCACAGUUGAAACAGUUCUAUGAGCCAGAACCUGAUGUACUGCCUCCUCUGAAAUUAGAAGCUUGUAUUCUGACCCAAGGAGAUCAGGUCUUUCUACAGGAACCACUGGAUUAUCUGCUAUGUUGUAUUCAACACUGUUUGGCCUGGUAUAAGAGCAGAGUGGUACCAUUACAGCAAGAAGAAGAGGAGGAGGAAGAGGGGUUCUACCAAUACUUAGAUGAUAUGUUGGAGUCGAUUACGAAUAGAAUGAUUAAGAGUGAACUAGAAGACUUUGAACUGGACAAAUCAGCAGACUUUUCUCAGAGCACUGGUAUUGGCAUCAAAAAUAAUAUCUGCGCUUCUCUUGUUAUGGGAAUUUGUGAGGUUCUAAUAGAAUAUAAUUUCUUCAUAAGUAAUUUCAGUAAGACUAAGUUUGAAACAAUUCUGAGCUUAUUUAUGUGUUACAAGAAGCUCUCUGACAUUCUUAAUGAAAAAUCUGGUAAAGGCAAAACGAAAAUGGCCAGCCGACCAACCAAUAGUUUUUUGUCCAUGAAAUUUGUGUCUGAUCUUCUCACAGCUCUUUUCAGGGACAGUACCCAGAGUCAUGAAGAGAGCCUGUCUGUUCUGAGGUCCAGCAAUGAGUUCAUGCGCUACGCAGUGAAUGUGGCUCUGCAGAAGGUCCAGCAGCUAAAGGAAACAGGGCAUGUGAGUGGCCCUGAUGGCCAAAACCCAGAGAAGGUCUUUCAGAACCUCUGUGACAUAACUCGGGUCUUGCUUUGGAGAUACACUUCAAUCCCUACCUCAGUGGAAGAGUCGGGAAAGAGAGAGAAAGGAAAGAACAUCUCACUGAUGUGCUUGGAGGGCAUACAGAAGAUACUCGGUGCCGUGCAGCAGUUAUACCAGCCGAAGUGUCAUCAGUUUCUCAAGGCUCUGGAUGCCACAGAUAAGGAGGAAGAAGAGGAGGAAGUCAGUGUCAGUGAGAGAGCAGCUUUCCAGAUCCGGCAGUUUCAGAGGUCCUUGUUGAAUUUACUUAGCAGCCAAGAGGAAGACUUUAAGAGCAAAGAAGCCCUGCUUCUGGCCACUGUUCUCACCAGCUUGUCCAAGCUGCUGAAGCCCAUCUCUGCUGAGUUUGUGCAGAUGUUAUCCUGGACAUCUAAGAUUUGCACGGAAAACAGUUGUGAGGAUGCCUCCUUCUGCAAGGGCAUGCUGAGUUUGCUCUUCAACCUCCAUGUUUCGUGUAAGAGUCCUGUUGGUCUGCUGCGUGACUUGUCCCAGGAUAUCCAUGGACAUCUUGGAGACAUAGACGAGGAUGUGGAAGUGGAGAAAACAAACAACUUUGCAUUGGUGAAUUUGAAAACAGCUGCCCCUACUGUCUGUCUGCUUGUUCUGAGUAAAGCUGAGAAGGUCCUAGAAGAAGUGGACUGGCUGAUCACCAAGCUUAAGGGACAAGCAAAUCAAAAAGUCAUACCAGAAGAGGCCUCUUCUCAGGCAGCCCUAACAAACCGUCCCAUGGAGAAAAGCACCAUCAUACAGUUGGGAACUCUGCUUACAUUUUUCCACGAGCUGGUGCAGACAGCCCUGCCAUCAGGCAGCUGUGUGGACACUCUGUUAAAGGACCUUUGCAAAAUGUACACCACUCUUACAGCACUUGUCAAAUAUUAUCUCCAGGUGUAUCAGCCCUCCACAGGAAUUCCGAAAAAUAUGGAAAAACUGGUGAAGCUGUCUGGUUCACAUCUGACUCCUCUGUGCUAUUCGUUUAUUUCUUAUGUACAGAACAAGCACAGUAGGAGCCUAAAAUGUACCAGAGAAAAGGAGAAAACCGCUGCUGGCCCCACAGCCAUGGCCAGAGCUCUUCGGGAAACCAGGCCAAUUCCUAAUCUCAUCUUUGCCAUUGAACAGUAUGAAAAAUUUCUCAUCCACCUUUCUAAGAGGUCAAAGGUGAACCUGAUGAAGCAUAUAAAGCUCAGCACCUCACGAGACUUCAAGAUCAAGGGAAACAUCCUGGACGUGGUUCUUCGGCAGGAGGAGGAUGAAAAUGAAGAGGGCACUGCAUCAGAGCAUGAGGGGCAGAACAAAGAACCAGCCAAGAAAAAAAGGAAAAAGGAAAUGAAAUGCCUGAGUUAAUGUGAACUUUGGGGCUUCUGCUUUCUUUUUACCCAACAAGCAACAAUGCCCCUUUGUCCUGCUGCCUGCACCACGUUGGCAUCUUGGUUCUGAACUCAAUUGCACCUUCAGUUUAGAGGCAGUCAUUCUUGGCAGGCCCUGCUACUGAAAAAUGGCUGGCCUGAGGCCAGCCCUUUUGCAAAAAGCAGAGCUGAAAGCCUGAGUUUUAGGAGCCUGCACUGCCCCGAUGAAGCUCCAUGGGAGCAAAUACAGAGCCUCCAGGCAGGGCUAUAAUCCAGGCUGGCUUCAUUUCUCCAGGGAGCCUUUGGUGAGUUCAAUUAUCUGGUAAAUAUCCAGCGCUUCACCUGAAAAAUAGUGCAAUUCAUUAGGAUGCCCCCUCACGAAGCAGUCAGAAGUGAGACGCUUAAUGUUAAGGUCAAAAAGGACUGCCAAGAAUGGUAGGGUCAUACUUGGGGAGGAUCUGUUACGUAUAAAAUAAGUUUGUCUUAGAUACAUUUUAAAUAGACUUUAAGCUUUCUAAUUUGUUUGGCAUUCAGAGCAUAAUUUUGUCACCUAAGAACCCACUGUGACUUUAAAAUAAAUCGCGUUUAAAUCUUG